This is a messenger RNA of Hippopotamus amphibius kiboko, 1855 nucleotides long. RefSeq names its product cell division cycle protein 27 homolog. Gene Ontology annotation, molecular function: protein binding. Lineage: Eukaryota; Metazoa; Chordata; Mammalia; Artiodactyla; Hippopotamidae. Gene Ontology annotation, biological process: cell division. The record is from RefSeq and is a predicted model, not a curated record.
UUUUGCCAUUAGAAACCCCAAGUCCUGGAGACGGAUCCUAUUUACAAAACUACACUAAUACAUAUUCUGUAAUUGACGUGCCAUCCACCGGAGCCCCUUCAAAAAAGUCUGUUGCCAGAAUCGACCAAACUGGAACAAAAUCUGUCUUCUCACAGAGUGGAAACAGUCAAGAGGUAACUCCAGUUUUUGUUGCACAAACACAAAGUUCUGGCCCACAAACAAGUACAACACCUCAGGUAUUGAGCCCCACUAUCACAUCUCCCCCAAAUGCACUGUCUCGAAGAAGUUCACGACUUUUUACUAGUGACAGCUCUACAACCAAGGAGAAUAGCAAAAAAAUUAAAAAUGAAGUUUCCACCUAAAAUCCCAAACAGAAAAACAAAAAGUAAAACUAAUAAAGGAGGAAUAACUCAACCUAACAUAAAUGAUAGCCUGGAAAUAACAAAAUUAGACUCUUCACUCAUUUCAGAAGGGAAAAUCUCCACAAUCACACCUCAGAUCCAGGCAUUUAAUCUACAGAAAGCAGCAGCAGGUUUGAUGAGCCUUUUUCGUGAAAUGGGGAAAGGUUCUUUAGCUUUGUGUUCAUACAACUGCAAAGAAGCUAUAAAUAUCUUGAGCCACCUACCUUCUCACCACUGCAAUAUUGGUUGGGUACUGUGCCAAAUUGGAAGAGCCUAUUUUGAACUUUCAGAGUACAUGCAAGCUGAAAGAAUAUUCUCAGAGGUUAGAAGAAUUGAGAAUUACAGAGUCGAAGGCAUGGAAAUCUACUCUACAACACUUUGGCAUCUUCAAAAGGAUGUUGCUCUUUCAGUUCUUUCAAAAAACUUAACAGACAUGGAUAAAAAUUCACCAGAGGCCUGGUGUGGAGGGAACUGUUUCAGUUUGCAACGGGAACAUGAUAUUGCAAUUAAAUUCUUCCAGAGAGCUAUCCAGAUUGAUCCAAAUUAUGCUUAUGCCUAUACACUACUAGGGCAUGAGUUUGUGUUAACUGAAGAAUUAGACAAACCAUUAGCUUGUUUUCGAAAUGCUAUCAGAGUCAAUCCUAGACAUUAUAAUGCAUGGUAUGGUUUAGGAAUGAUUUAUUACAAGCAAGAAAAAUUCAGCCUUGCAGAAAUGCAUUUCCGGAAAGCACUUGACAUCAAUCCUCAAAGUUCAGUUUUGCUUUGCCACAUUGGAGUAGUUCAGCAUGCACUGAAAAAAUCUGAGAAGGCUUUGGAUACCCUAAACAAAGCCAUUGUUAUUGAUCCUAAGAACCCUCUAUGCAAAUUUCACAGAGCCUCGGUUUUAUUUGCAAAUGAAAAAUAUAAGUCUGCUUUACAAGAACUUGAAGAAUUGAAACAAAUUAUUCCCAAAGAAUCCCUCGUUUACUUCUUAAUAGGAAAGGUUUACAAGAAGUUAGGUCAAAUGCCCCUCACCCUGAUGAAUUUCUCUUGGGCUAUGGAUUUAGAUCCUAAAGGAGCCAAUAACCAGAUUAAAGAGGCAAUUGAUAAGUGCUACCUUCCAGAUGAUGAGGAGCCAAUAACCCAAGAAGAACAGAUCAUGGGAACAGAUGAAUCCCAGGAGAGCAGCAUGACAGAUGCAGAUGACACACAACUUCAUGCAGCUGAAACUGAUGAAUUUUAAUUUCUGGAAAUCAGACUUUUGCAACUAGAUGUGUGACUAGUGAUGACAUGUUUCUUGUCCUUCCAUAUACUGAGUCUUCACUGUUGAGCCAGCAGUGUCAUCAUCCACCAUUUAUACCCUGAGUGUGCCACUUUCAUUGGACCCUGACUGUACACAGAAUGAAAGGCAGUGCAAUAUUUAGCUGCUAACAAGACUGGCUCUUUCACCAGUAUCAAUGACAAUUUGAGGGUAG